AUGAUUCCAGCCGUAUCCGGAUGUGGAACCUACAUAGCUUUGGUCAAGGCUGCAGAGCUCCAGAUUCACAUGCUACUGCCGUCCAAGCUUUUUCGAGACUUCAAUCUUAGCCAAUGCUUCAUAGAGCAUAGAUCCAAUCUCAAUUAUCCUCCCCAUAGACCUCCUAUCACUGUCCAUAGCCUUGAAUGGGAGGAUCCCGUCGAAGACAAAUGCGGCAAAAUUGCUGUUCAUGCCUCUGAUGCGUCGUUUCACUUAAUCCUCGUGUUUGACUUCACAGGGGAUUCACCAGUGGUGAUCGAGGUGGAAAGCGAAGGGAUAUCUCACCUUCAGUGGAUUCCUGGCGCCUCAGUUGAGGGAAGUUACUCCAACUGCUCUCAACUUGCGGUGUUCUCUGAAUUAGCAACGGAAUUACGUAUUUAUUCGCUCGACUGUACUGUGGUUGAGUUUACCCUUCCAAAACCAAUUUCUAACAGUCUUAUACUACGACCUGGCGACCAUCGAACAUGGUCAGUGGUUGCAGCGCCUUACUACGAGAAGAAUCUGGCCAUGAGGUUGAAUCUGGCUGAUUCAUCGCGCCAAUACCCGUCACUUCUCCAUUUUUUUAAUAAUGGGUCUACCAGUGAUGUUUUAGCAAGCUUGCAACUCGAUUUUUCACCUAACGAAUCAGCCAGCUUCACGUGGUCACCUUCUGGAAAGUGGCUACUGUACUUCGACGAUUCUAUCUCGGGCUAUAACUUGAAGGUAUACAAUUCUCUUGGUAUACAUAGCCAACAUAUUUCAUCUGUGGCUACACAUUUAGCUCGGCCAACCUUGGAAUAUUCCAGUGGCACCAAUGAAUUAGCCACGGAAUGGAUACCCACUUGGGGCUCCAUAGAGGGUGUUGAGUAUGUUGCUGUUGCUCCUCAGCUGGCACUGAGAUUGGUACAUUUGAAAGCAUACGCAAUAAAUGAGGUUUCAGCCACGAGGCGAUUAUCCACAGAUCUUUCUUUGGGCACGAAUUGGGUACUUCAAACAGACUCAGAAGGUUCGGGCUCUUACAAACGACACAAAGGAGCACUCCUGCUCGGAGGGAAAUGGAGGACGUUUCAAACGGUAGGGCAGAAACUACUUUUGGCGACAGACAACUUCGUGGCAAUUCUUCUGGUGAAGAUCGCGAAUCCAUUGCAUUUUGAAGUAGAGUGUACUGCAAGUGCCUCCCUGAUGUUUCUCCAGGCUUAUCUGCUAAGUGAUAUGGAAACAGCUGUGGUGUUCAGCGACAAUCUUGCGCUAUUAACUCCACAGGGGGCACGAGUUCUAGCCACAAGCAGGUACAGAUUUAAGAAAGCUCAUUUUCUUCUGGAAACUGAUUCGACGACCAUCACGUUGAUCGAGGAAACCCCCAGUGGCCCUGUUUGGAGGCAGAUUAUUCAUCGCGACACCACAGAUUCCAACGACGACUCAAAUUUGGAAAUUAUGAAGCAGUUUGACUACAAGGAAGAAAACAGCAAGGUGGUAAAAUUAAUGAAGGAUGUCCAACGUCGAGAAUGGGGUAUCGAGAAGCGUAAGCCGGAAGAUAUCACUGAUACUUUCCAUUUAACCAGCAAGAGAAGACGGAGUGCUGGGGCCCUCUGA
Molecule: messenger RNA, 1611 nt
Organism: Sungouiella intermedia
Lineage: Eukaryota; Fungi; Ascomycota; Pichiomycetes; Serinales; Metschnikowiaceae
Source: the annotation of a GenBank genome assembly